Messenger RNA from Nicotiana tabacum (common tobacco), 1733 nucleotides. RefSeq names its product zeatin O-glucosyltransferase-like. The record is from RefSeq and is a predicted model, not a curated record. Lineage: Eukaryota; Viridiplantae; Streptophyta; Magnoliopsida; Solanales; Solanaceae. Gene Ontology annotation, molecular function: UDP-glycosyltransferase activity.
UAAUUUCCAAGUCUUAGUUCUGUCCACUUUUAUUCAAUUCUCAUAGACUACAUUAAUACAGCAGGUUGACUACCAAAACCUGUUUUUUCUUCUUAAUUCUAUGGGCAGCUGUGAGAAUUUAUCAAACCACGAACUUAUUAGCAGCUUGAAAAAAGAUGAAGUAGCUAUAAUCAUGGUUCCAUUUCCAGCUCAAGGCCAUCUCAACCAACUUCUCCAACUUUCUUGUUUAAUCUCCUCCUACGGUCUUCCGGUCUACUAUGUUGGCUCAGCUACACAUAACCGACAAGCCAGGAUUCGAGCCAACGCCUUAAAUCCUUCGGACAUAGCCCAAAUCCAUUUCCAUGACUUACCAACUCCUGAAUUUGCCUCCCCUGAACCUGACUUUAAUUCCUCAAGCAAAUUUCCCGCGCAUCUUCAGCCAUCAUGGGAUGCUUGUAUGCUUUUGCGCGAGCCUAUUGCUUCCUUCUUUCGCAAUAUUUCUUCAAUAUCAAGAUGAGUUGUUGUUGUUCAUGAUUCUUUAAUGUCCUACAAUGUUCAGGAUGUAUCAUGUUUUCCCAAUGUGGAAUCUUAUGUAUUUAAUUGCAUUUCAGUAUUCACUUUGUACUGUUUGAUAUGCAUAACUAGGGGGAUGUCAAUCCAACUUGAAGACGAAUUGCUUAAAAAGCUACCUUCCCUUGAAGGAAUAAUGACCGAUGAAGUCAGGGAAUUUGGAGCUUCACAGAAACCGUAUAUGGAAAUCAGAUCAGGUGAUAUCCAUAAUACGAGUAAAGUAAUCGAAGGCAAGUUUCUUGAUUUGUUGACACUAGUAACAAGUGAACAGAAGAAGAAACAAUGGGCAAUUGGACCAAUUCUCCCUACUAAACUAGAUCAUAUCUCAAAUAGGAACAAUAUAUGUUUGGACUGGCUUAAGAAACAACCUCCAAGAUCAGUCCUUUAUGUAUCAUUUGGAACAACAACUUCAUUUUCCUAUAGAGAAAUCAAGGAGCUCGCAAUGGGAUUAGAACAAAGCAAACAGAAGUUCAUAUGGGUGUUGAGAGAUGCCGAUAGAGGAGAUAUCUUUACCGGAGAAGCUAGAAAAGUUGAGUUGCCAGAAGGGUUCGAGGAAAGAGUAAAAGAGGUAGGUUUAGUGGUUAGAUAUUGGGCACCACAACCAGAAAUCUUGGCUCAUUCGUCGACAGGUGGAUUCAUGAGUCAUUGCGGAUGGAAUUCUUGCAUAGAGAGUAUUACUAUGGGAGUGCCAAUAGCUGCUUGGCCUAUGCACUCUGACCAACCAAAAAAUGGUUUUUUGGUGACAGAAAUAUUGAAAACAGGGAUGCUUGUUAGGGAGUGGGGGAAACGCGGGGAGCUGGUGACUGCAUCCACUAUUCAGAAUGUUGUGAGAAAGUUAAUGGCAUCAGAAGAAGGUGAUGUGAUUAGGAAAAGAGCAGAAGAACUAGGAGAGGCUGUAAGGCGGUCCACAGAGAAAGGGGGUGCUUCUCGUAAGGAGUUGGAUGCUUUCAUCGCGCAUAUCACAAGAUAGACUCAUUUUUCACCAGAAUCUUAGGUGGCCGUGGUUUCUAGAUAUUUCUUCUUUGUUUUUCCCUUUUCAAGUAAUUUGGUUACUUUCUCAAUGUUCUUUAAACAUGUCACUUGUCUGGUUCUUGACUCAGACUAUUUUAUAUACCUUAAAUUUCUUUGAUCUCGGUAUAUUCAAUAUCUGAAGCUUUUUAUGAUAAUCGAAAAGAUGACUGCUA